AUUUUUUUGCCUGUUCUCCUAGAUCUCCAACAAUUUCCCUUCAAUCAUUAAUUAAAUAGUUAACAUUUUAUCAGUAUUUUUUUUCUUCUUAAAAUAAAACAGGUAAUUGGGAAAAAAGGUUGGAGAUGAAUAAAAUGUUCAAAAAAAUGAAAGGAGAGGAAAAGAUAGAAAAGAUAAUUCGUGGUCUUUUAAAGCUUCAACACAACAGGAGAUGUAUCAAUUGCAAUUGUUUGGGGCCACAAUACAUUUGCACAACUUUCUGGACAUUUGUCUGCACACGUUGCAGCGGAGUGCACCGUGAGUUCACACAUAGGGUGAAAUCUGUGUCAAUGGCUAGAUUUAGUGAAGAAGAAGUUAGUGCUUUGGAAGCCGGAGGUAAUGAGCGAGCUAAGGAAAUCUACUUCAAUACAUGGGAUACGUAUCGUAAUUCAUAUCCAGAUCCCAGUGAUCUUUACAGACUUCGGGAGUUUAUAAAGCAUGUGUAUGUGGACCGGAAAUAUACAGGUGAGAGGGGCAGCGAGAAGCUUCCUGUAGUGAAAACGAGUUUUAAAGAUGACUACAAGGAAAUGUACAGUUCCAGAGCUGGAGAUGCUGACAGAUGUUCGUCUGAAACAUACAGUCCAAGAAGGAGUGAUGAUAUGAACUUAAGAUCAUAUUCCAAUAUCGAGGAUAGAAGAAGUCCCCGUAAUUACAACCAAGGUGCGAGGUCUAACAGGGAGAGGAGCCUAUCAACGCGCUUUGAAAUAGUUGAUGACAGGUUCCGAGAUGAUGGAAGUAGUGAUAUUAAGCGAUAUCAAUAUCAUAUAUUCUCAAAAUCAGAGCGUAGAAGUAACUCGCCUGCUAGUUCUCCCAAAAUACAUUCGAUCAAAGACAUCUUGGGUGAUAAAGUUAUACCACUAGAGGUUGGUGAGUCUCCUAAACAAAGUGCAGGCGGGGUUACUCGUGAAAGCUCUGCUAAUGAUGAGAAAAUGGAAAAGGAAAAGGAAAAGGCAGCGGUCACCAAUAUUGAUAGCUUAAUUGAUUGGGAAACUGAACCUCAGCCUCAGCAACAGUCACCACAAACAGAAACAGAUCCAUCUAAAGAGACCUCCAAUGCUACAACUCCACCUUCUUCAGCAGCUAAGGUUUCCAAUAUGGAUUUACUGGAAUCUUUGUUUAUUGACAUGACAACUCCACCAGUUGCGUCGACAGAAAUUCCAGCUGCUACUGAACCUACACCAGUUGGAACUGUAGCUUCAUCCAAUGCCACUCAAUCAGCUGGAGCUUCCCCUGUAGUUUCAAGUAGUUUUGGACCUCCUGUGGCUUCGUUUGAGAGUACCUUAUCGUUUCCCAGACCAAAUGAUUCCACAGCGAUACCGAUACAUAAUCAGCAUUCUGCAGUGCCCGUGGGGAUCAAUAGCCCCAAUGUUCAACAAAGUACUGCACCAUUUGGAGUUGCAUAUGGUCAGAAAAAUACUUUGCAACCUACAGGAAAUGCUGAAGCACCACCCACGAAUCCAUCAUCUCUUCAACCAUCUCAAGCUGCCUCUAUGUCAGCUCUAAAUACUAGUCCAUCAAAUGAUCCAAAUACUAUUGGAAGAAAAGAACUCCCAAUGGACCUUUUCACAUUGAGCUAUCCUCCACUUGCUGCAGCUGUUCCAGGUUGGCAGUUUCCCCCUCAUGGAAUGGCGUAUGGCAUGCAAUACCAUCCGUCUGUAAUGGCAAUUUCAGCUCCUCCAAACUCAGCAAAAACAAGAAAUCCAUUCGAUAUUGGUCAGGAUGGCCCUCAAGUUCAAGCCCCAGAGUUUCCUUCAAUGUUACCUAUGCAAGCAGCACUACCAACAAAUGUACAGCCUCAGCCUUAUGCUUUGGCAAUGCAUAUGCCUCCACAGACAACUAACUAUGGGAUGACCAUUUCUGGAGGGGCAUAUGCAGGGCAACAAAUUCCCAACAACAUGGCCCUUGCCAAUCCACAAGGGAAUACUAGCUUUGGCAAAGAUGAUUCCGCCUUCCCUUCCUUAAAUCCUCUUCAACAGUCCAAUGAUGCAUUUUACACGCCAGCAAGAUCAAACAGUUUUUCAUCUGUAGGAGGAAAUCCAUUUGGAUAGUCGAAAAAGCAACAUCAAACAUAUAUAUAUACACAAGACUCCACUUGUGUUCCAGUUUCUUGUAUCCCACACACAUGUACAUCUUCUUAGGAGAAGUUAGUUUCAGUCAUUCUGGUUAAAAGUGUAUUGCUAGUAGCUGUAUAUAUUCAAAGGCGGAUUCAAGAUUUUAAGUUUAUGGUCGUCCUGAACUCACAAUUCUUUUUUGCUUACUGGGUUCAGGAUUAGAUUGUUUAUACGUAUUAA
This is a messenger RNA of Solanum verrucosum, 2330 nucleotides long. RefSeq names its product probable ADP-ribosylation factor GTPase-activating protein AGD14. The coding region runs from base 126 to 2087 and encodes 653 amino acids. The record is from RefSeq and is a predicted model, not a curated record. NCBI's taxonomy places the organism in Eukaryota, Viridiplantae, Streptophyta, Magnoliopsida, Solanales, Solanaceae. The transcript has 14 exons. Gene Ontology annotation, molecular function: GTPase activator activity.